AAUGUAAUAAAAAUUGUCUUAAGUUACCACAAAAACAAAUUGGGAUGACAUCAGAAAAGAAUAGAUGAGAUAAAUAUUAGAACAAGGUAAUAAAAUAAUAUAAUAGUGAGGUUCAAAUAUGACAGAUGAUGAUGUAGUUUAUAUUAAGCACUGUAUAAAGAAUUUUAGUGGUCCAACAGCAUAUAUGUGGUUAGAGAGUAAUCUAAAAGGAGAUUAAAUAAAUGAAGUUAAUAAAAAAUGAUAACAUUAGAUAAUAAAGCAUAUAAAAAUAGCGACAAGUAAUGAUGGAACGAAUCCUAUUUAUUUAGUAUAAGAAGGUAUGAAAAUGAUUUAUAAUUAGGUGAAUUAUCAUCAAAGACAAGAGUUUAUAAAAAGGCAGAAGUUGUAUAAAAUGAAGAAGUUGAAUUUGGAACAGGAGCUAUAGCUUUUUAGGUUGACAGAUAAUUAUUUAACUCAUUUAAAAAUGUAUUGAAUUAUUCAAAUUAAAUAGAGUGCCGAAUUAUAAGAAUUGGAAAUAAAAUCCUAAAAUUUACAACGUUGUAUUCCUAUAAGAUCAUUUGAUAUUUAAAAAAAAUAAUCUCUGUUACCAUUAUUUAAAGAAACAAAAAAAAAAUUCGGAAGCAUUAUGACAGUUCCAGGAGGAGGAACUGCAAGUGUUUAUUUUUAAACUAAAGGGUCAACAUUAAUAUUUACUUAGACAAAAAUUCAUAAUUUUGUAAUAGUUGGAUGUAUUCAAAAUGUUGGAGUGUUUAAUGAAUAAAAAUAAUUAUUUGAUUAAGGAUCAGAAUAUGGAAGUAUAUCUAUAUGCGAAUCUACUGUAUGAAUUCAUUAUUAUGAGUAUUAGCUUUAUUAAUUAUAAGCAGAAGAUGUAAACAAAUUACCAGAUGAUUGUAUACAAUCUUUGAGAGCAGGUUUUUUAGCUAAAAAAAUUAUAUAUAAAUCUAUUCUUGAUAAAGUUCAAUAAAUGAAAGAAGAUGAUGAAUUUGUUGAAUUUUAAGAUAAGAUUUGUAAGAAGUAUUCAGUCGAAUAUAGCAGUAUAUUAAAUAUUAUUUAAAAAAAUACUAAAAAUGGAAAAAUUGAAUCAACAGAUAAAUAAGAAUAAAUAGAAAAAAAUAAAUAAAUGUUUGAUAAAACUAUUGGUGGAAAUAGAAUGAAUAAUGUUUUAAGUUAAAUGAGUGAUAAAGAAAGAACUUUAUGUUUAGGAACACCAAGAAUUGUUAAUAAAUAAUCAACAUUUUUAGGUUUAACAUAAGAAUAAGAGACAUCUUUAUUUGCAUUAAGAUAACUUGGUAAUUUUAUUAAAUUAUUUUAUUUUAGCUACUGAUUUAAGAAAAGGAAAUAAUAAUACAAAUUCUAUUAUUCCAAUGUCUAAAGAAUCUGUUAAUAAAGCAAAAUAAGCUUUGCUUCAAGAAGAAAAAAUUAAUAUUGGUGAAGUUUUAUAAAGAAAGACUAUUUCUACUAAACUUUAGGAUGAUCCUAAAAUGUUGGAAAAAAUGAAAAAAGAUAAUUAUGAAUUAUUAUCUUAAUAUCCUUAAGAAGAAGAGAAAGUUCUUAAAAUACAUUCUGAAGAUCCUAACAAAGAUUAAAAAAUAGAAACAGAUGCUAACUCUAAUCAAAAUGAAUUCAAAGGAAGACUUUAAACAAGAUAAAGUUCUAUAAAAGGAUAGUAAACUGCUUAGUAAAUUUAAAUAGAUAAAAAAAACAAAUUGCUUUAAAGUUUAGUUUGA
Messenger RNA from Paramecium sonneborni, 1727 nucleotides. Lineage: Eukaryota; Ciliophora; Oligohymenophorea; Peniculida; Parameciidae. The record is from the annotation of a GenBank genome assembly.